Messenger RNA from Monascus purpureus, 888 nucleotides. NCBI's taxonomy places the organism in Eukaryota, Fungi, Ascomycota, Eurotiomycetes, Eurotiales, Aspergillaceae. The record is from the annotation of a GenBank genome assembly.
AUGGUUUCUCUUUUGAAAAAGCCUCUAAAGCUCGCCCUUGUGCAGCUUGCUUCCGGCGCAGACAAAGCAGUCAACCUCGCUCAUGCUCGCACCAAGGUUCUCGAGGCAGCAAAAGCUGGAGCAUCGCUCAUCAUUCUCCCUGAAUGUUUCAACUCCCCCUACGGCACACAAUAUUUCCCGAAAUACGCCGAGACGCUUCUCCCUUCUCCUCCAACGAAGGAGCAGUCCCCAACAUACCAUGCGCUCUCAGCAAUAGCAGCAGACGCCAAAGCAUACAUCGUUGGAGGAAGCAUCCCGGAACUAGAGCCUACGACAAAGAAAUACUACAAUACAUCUCUCGUCUUUUCGCCCACGGGGGCUCUCAUUGGCACCCAUCGCAAGACACACCUCUUUGACAUCGACAUUCCCGGAAAGAUCAGAUUCAAGGAAAGCGAGGUCCUCAGCCCCGGCGAGCAGUUGACUAUUAUUGAUCUGCCCGAGUACGGGAGAAUUGGCCUCGCAAUCUGCUACGACAUCCGCUUCCCGGAGUCAGCUAUGAUCGCGGCCCGCAAGGGUGCGUUCCUUCUCGUCUAUCCGGGGGCCUUCAACCUGACAACCGGACCAUUGCAUUGGUCGUUGCUCGGCCGGGCGCGCGCGGUAGACAACCAGGUUUAUGUGGCACUUUGCAGUCCUGCGAGGGAUAUGAAUGCCACGUACCAUGCUUGGGGUCAUAGCUUGGUUGCUAACCCUAGUGCGGAGAUUCUGGACGAGGCUGCGGAAGAGGAGACAAUUGUGUAUGCUGAUUUGAAUGAUGAGACGAUUGAGAAUACCCGGAAGGGUAUCCCGAUCUAUUCUCAGCGGAGGUUUGAUCUAUAUCCUGAUGUGAGUGGUGAGGGGAGUCAUUCAUGA